Cladocopium goreaui is the source of this 1439-nucleotide messenger RNA. The record is from the annotation of a GenBank genome assembly. Lineage: Eukaryota; Dinophyceae; Suessiales; Symbiodiniaceae.
CUGUUGCCUCCGGACGGUCCUGGCCAUGACGAGGAUCCGCACGGGGAUCGCGCGGCGGCCGGAUGGGCCGGAGGAUGCCAAUCCCAUGAACCGACGCUUGCCCGCCGAGGUGGUGAGCCGACGGAAAGGUGAGAAUCGGGCGCAUCCUGGCAAGGCGGUGAAGGAGGAAGUAGCGCCAAGCCACCUCUCAACGGAUCUGAAGCAGGUUCUGGCCAUGAAACCUGAAGCACGAAGCAAGUGGUUGGCCAAGGCAGUACAGCAGGCACACCCACAGGAUGGACGCUUGUCGCCCAAGUCCAUCUACGACAUCAUUGCGCAUGCCAAGUUUGCCAACGACCUCAACGAGAAAAUGGGUCAGCGGAUGUACCGUGUUCUACAUGCGAACCUGUCACUCUUCUCUACCAAGCAGCAAAAGUUUCUAGAGAAGGAGUGCGCGCUGGCGAAGCAGUUUGCAGUUGCAGCCUUUGCUCCUGUGCCUGGAGCGGAAGAGGAAGAUACAACAGCUGCAGAUGCAAUGGAGGAUAUGAUGGCUCGCUGCCGGGCCUUUGUACGGGAGCGCCAGAGCGAACGUGGAGAGAGAAAUAUCCAAGAAGGUGCCACAACUUCCAACGGCGAAGAAGCAGAGGCGGAGGCAGCUGAGGCAGCUGAGAUCCCUCCAGUGGGCACGCCGCAAGCGCUGCAAGCGCCAGAUGCGAAGCAGGCUACUCAAGAUGAGGCCGCUGAGCUGAGAGAGGCAAAUGCAGAGACGCCGUUUGAGCAGCCGAUAUCGCAAGCUGAGCCUCAAAAGGAGGUGGAGGCAGAUGGCCCUCUGACUCGUGCAAGUAAGAGCCGCAGCAGAAGUCGUUCCAGUCCUUCAAAGACCAAGGCCCAGGGAGUCUCCAUGGAUGCUACAGCGGGUUCACAAGAAAAGGAUGUAAAAGAUGCCAAAGACGAGGCGUCGAAACUCAAAAAGGCGUCCAAGCCUGAAAGCAAAGAAAAUGGCAAGGGCAAGACCUCUGAGAAGCCAAAGUCCAAGGAGGGAAAAGACACCAAGGACACAAAGGCUUCUGACAAGGCAAAGAAAUCAAAAGAUGAAGUGUCAAGGGACCAGUCAAGGGACACAAAGACGAAGAAUGCCAAGAGUUACAAGGAAAAAGCGAAGGAAAGCCGAAGGAGAGAGAACCACAAGCGGGGGAGAGCCCGAGAUGAAAGUGAAAGCAGCCGCAGUCGAAGAAGAAGCGACAAACGCAGAGGCAAAAAGUCUCGAAACUCUUCAGACUCUUCCAGUUUCGUUUCCAGGAAGAGGGGUCGCUCUUCCAGCUCCAGACCGAGGAGGCGCUGAGGCGGCUGACCUUUCCAGGUCAAGGAAUCUCCGGCCGGCGAGGCCUUGUUUGUAUAUAAACAGCUCGUAGACUCGGAGGCCAUGAUCACAGUCCCAGCCACUUCGCAUUUGGAAACGC